Bicyclus anynana (squinting bush brown) is the source of this 501-nucleotide messenger RNA. Its product is annotated as NADH dehydrogenase [ubiquinone] 1 beta subcomplex subunit 2, mitochondrial. The record is from RefSeq and is a predicted model, not a curated record. Gene Ontology annotation, cellular component: mitochondrial inner membrane. NCBI's taxonomy places the organism in Eukaryota, Metazoa, Arthropoda, Insecta, Lepidoptera, Nymphalidae. Bases 136 to 444 code for a protein of 102 amino acids. The transcript is spliced from 3 exons.
UUAACUUUGAUUUUGACAAUGGCAUUGACAAUGACAUUGACAUAAAAAAAAUUCAAGUAAUAGUUUUAGUACGGAAUUAAAAUUUUUUAAAUUAAAUAAAACAAAUUUAAGUUUAUUAAAAUUGGUUAGGGAAAAAUGCUGGGCCGAAACAUAUUAUCAAGGGCUAUUCUACUGCGUACCCUCAAAAAUGCUGCUAAUAAUCGCAACCAAAUAAGAAAUGAUAGUCACGGAGUAUGGUCCUAUAGAGUACCACCUCCACUGCCAAAGAAGGCAACUAUUUUCCAGGCAGAGAUUUUAGGAGGGUUAUGCUGGUGGUGGAUUCUCUACCAUAUUGCUACUGAGCCCGAACAUAUAUAUGGUGAAUGGCCAUACGUUGAUCCAAGCACCUGGACUGAUGAAGAACUGGGCAUCCCUCCAGAUUCACAAGGCCCCUUGAAGAAAUAAAUUUAAAUUAAUUUUAGCACAUGAUUAGUUUGUUUUAAAUAAAAUAGUUUAAACAUU